AUGGCACAUCCACCAUCGGGGCUCCCCUGGCUACCCUUGGUCCCAUCCAAUCCACCUCCACACGUCCCCGAAGAUACGAAGCAUACCAGCCCGCGUGAAGUACAAACAGCCAGUCACAACCGUACAAUCGGAAUCCACCAUUCAUACAUACCAGUUGGAGUCUUAUGGAAAGCGACAGUAGAAAACACCUACCCUGCGUCAGAGCUAGCUCUAUUACAAGCACACGACUGGGUCCAGACCAAUCCUCGCAAUGAAAACACACAAAUCUUUAUCCUACCAGAUGACGCCAAACGCGGGUCUAUUGCGCGCUCGAGCACCAAAGUCAGAGCGGCACUCAAAACAAUAAUGUCUAAGAUUGAUACCACCCGAUCAGUUUGGAAUGGCGUUUCCUGUGUUCCCAGUCCGGUGCCCAAUCCAUCUGCUGGCGCCGAGGAUGAAUCGCUCUGGUACAUCUUCAAUACUUUACAAAACCCAAACCCGCAGGUGAGCAUUGUGCGGGAUAGAAAUGCACGCCAGGCCAUGGAGGAUCUAUUAGAAGGCGAAGAUGCGACUCUGGGCCUCAAAACUGCGCUCUAUCCUUAUCAGCGCAGAUCGGCUGCUAUGAUGGUUCAGCGUGAGGCGCAGCCUGCUAUGGUCCUUGAUCCUAGAUUGCAGGCUUGGAAGGGUCCUGAUGGAAAGGAGUUUUACUAUGAUAAAGAAGAUGGAAGGAUCUUCAAGGAGAAGAGGUUGUAUUCGGAGGCUUGUGGAGGGAUCCUUGCCGAGACCAUGGGCUGUGGCAAGACUUUGAUCAGUCUUGCCGUUAUCUUGGCUACUCGUGGCCAUUUCCCUCAGAUUCCUAUCGAGUACCAAGUGACUGAUAUUCAACCGACAAGGAAAGUGACUGGCUCCCUAAUGGAUAUGGCGGCUGCAACUGCUGGCCGAUUAUCAGUGCCAUGGAGACCAUUUUUUGAGAGUCUUGCCUUUCAAGGGGAGCACCAUGAUCGAUGUAUUCAGGCGUGUAAAGCUCACUGUGGUUCCUACGAGAUUCCACCUCACCAGACCCGGCAUCAAGGCCGCAACAGCUCAUCAUAUCCCCGGUCACCGGCACAGCGCAUUAUUCUUUGCUCCGGCACUAUCAUCAUCGUUCCGCCCAACUUGGUUGAUCAUUGGGAGCGGGAGAUCGCCACCCACACUACCGGACUGAAGGUACUCGUUUUACGAACAAGCUUAGAUCGAAUUCCUUCGAUCGAGGUACUUCAGAAUUUCGAUAUCAUCCUCUUUUCCAAGCCCCGGUUUGAAAGAGAGGUCGGGGAACCAGUUCAUAAACGUCGCCUGAGUAUUCAACCCAUCCAACCUGAUUCGAACCUUCUUGGGCUCCAUUGGCUACGAGUAAUCGUUGAUGAAGGCCACAACGUCGCCGGAAAUGGGUCAAAUAUGGUCCAUAUGUUGAAACAGCUUCACUUCGAACGGCGCUGGAUCAUCUCUGGAACACCUUCCACCGGGCUCUAUGGUGUGGAAGUGAGCCUUGCCUCACAGGAGGCAAAUACCAGUGAUACAGAAUCACCCGAAGAGAUUACUGCGGCGGUUUUGAAAAGCCGCAAGAAAACCGGGAAUGCGGUCGACAACGAGUUGAAAGAUCUUGAUCGGAUGCGUCGCAUUGUUAUCGAAUUCCUUGAUCUCAAACCAUGGUCUAACUCGCGAGCCGAUGAUCCUGCGGAUUGGACAAAAUACAUCAAACCCUUGGGCGCGGAUGGACAACGCCGGAAGUCGCCAUCUCUACGUGCGACUCUGCAGAGCUUAGUCGUACGGCAUCAGCUACACGAGGUAAACCGGGAGAUCACUCUUCCCAAGCUCUACAACAAGGUGGUCUACUUGGAGCCAACAUUUCACGAUAAACUUUCCAUUAACCUGUUUCUCUUCGGUCUCGCGGUUAAUGCGAUCACCUCUGAGAGACAAGGACCAGACUAUAUAUUUGGCAAGGAGAAUCAAAAGCAUCUCAAUCAAGUGAUCAGCAACCUACGUCAGGCUGGCUUCUGGUGGGCUGGCUCUAGCGAUGUUCAGGAUACAGCCGAGCAUGCCCUCACUUAUUUGGAGAAGAACCAGAACAAGAUGACUCCAGCAGAUAUCAAUCAAUUGGAGCAAGGACUUCUCAUCGCAGAAAAAGCAAUCCAUUCCCCCAAUUGGCAUGGGUUUAAGAAAUACCACGAGCUUGGUGUCUUCGUGCAAGAUUUCCCAGAACAUGCGCGCAGUCUUUGGGCCCUUGACUCUGCUAAUUCAGACCAUGAACCACUUCUCCUCGGCAUUACCCAAGCCCGCCAUGCGCAACAAUACGUUACCAAACACCUCCGCUCUUCUGACCCAGCCGAAGGUCUGCCAGGUGCUGGCAUCAAGGUCCGCCGAGAACUUAUCGAGCGUGACGAGAAAGCCGCACCCAGAGGUGCCCCAGAGUCAGCCAAGCCAGCGCUGAGCCAGCUAAAUGGUGCGAGACCUUCAAGCAACAAAUCGCCCAAGAAGACGUUUACGCAAAACAAAUCUUGCUCUCUCCCAGAGACGUCCGCACUCAAGAAAACAAAACUGGUCGGGGUAUCCUCCGCAAAGCUCCGCUACCUCCUCGAUGAGGUACAAAAGGUGCACAAAACCGAGAAAACAAUAAUUUUCUACGACAACCCUAAUACAGCCUUCUGGAUAGCCGAGGGCCUAGAACUGACAGCGAUAGACUAUCGCAUUUACGCCAGCACCCUCAAACCGGAGCUACGAACCUCCUACCUAAAGCUCUUCCGCGAAUCCGAAGAAGUGCGCGUCCUCCUCAUGGAUCUUCGCCAAGCCUCACACGGUCUACACAUUGCUCAAGCAUCGCGCGUAUUCAUCGUCAACCCAAUCUGGCAGCCAAACGUUGAAAGCCAGGCUAUAAAACGUGCCCACCGCAUCGGCCAGACGCGUCCUGUCUACGUCGAGACUCUUGUUCUACGAAACACGCUCGAAGAUCGCAUGCUAAGGCGCCGGAAGGAGAUGUCUGAAGCGGAGAUGCAGCACGCUGAGAGGAGUUUGUUGGAUGAUUCAACCAUGGCUGAUAUCAUUCAGAAUGAGCCGUUCUUGGAAAUGGGAGAAGAGGCGCUUGAGGGUAUUGCGCCGCUUCAGCAUCAGACUGGGUUUUUUGAUGCGCAUCGCCUGCCUAUUCCUGAUGAUGAGAGGAUUGCCGUUGGCAGUCCGGCUAAGCGGCGGCGUUUGGAGGGGCCGGAAGACGUUUGUGUUAGUUCUGAUAUAGGUGCUGAGCCGAGCGGAGAUGCGCGGUCGAUGGAUACUGUGUCUAAACGGCCCCGCAUUGGAUUUGUGGAGGAUGUGCUGGUUUCGGCUGAUGCUGGAGUUGAUGCGGGUGGAGAUCUGCCACCUUUUGAUAUCUCUGUGCCUACUCGGCCUCGUAUUGGGUUUGCGGAGGAUAUACAGGUCUUGAGUAAUGCUGUUGAGCCAUCGCCUACUCGUCCCCCUCAGAGUGAAGGGGGCAAUGGUGCUGGUGAUCGACGCAUGUCCUUGUUCGGGCCAUGA
Molecule: messenger RNA, 3522 nt
Organism: Penicillium nucicola
Lineage: Eukaryota; Fungi; Ascomycota; Eurotiomycetes; Eurotiales; Aspergillaceae
Product: DEAD/DEAH box helicase
Exons: 2
Coding region: 1-3522 (1173 amino acids)
Molecular function (GO): ATP-dependent chromatin remodeler activity; ATP binding
Source: RefSeq, a predicted model, not a curated record